AUGGAAAAGCUCGAAGAAAUUUCCCGACAGUACGAACAGACCAAGCGGGAACUGCUGCAUUGGAUCGGGGCGCAGAAGAAUAACGGGGCAUCCAAGGCCUCAAGGGGGAAGAAGCACUACCUGGAAAAGACCGUCCUUCACAGUUUGCAUGAAGUGAUUAAUAGUUACUGCAGUUUGGUGAUUGUGCACAGGGAAGGGCGACAUUCACACGGAACGAAUAAAGGGAAAGGCGGACCCCAAAAUGGAGACAGACGGAGAAACGUAAAGGAUAGCUGUAAGAACCGCUGGAGUGACGGGGCAGCCCAUGAUGAGCUCUCCAGAAGGGUGGCACAAAAAAAGGCCAUACAACAUAGGCACGUAGCGAGAGUAAACCGGUUUGUUAAAACUGAUAAAGCGAUUGGAACGUUUGGGAAAUACGUAGAGAGGGUAUUUCGCUUGAGGAGGCAUAGCACCUGCGAUGGGGAAACGGAACAGGGGGAUGCAUCCUCAGUGCAGGAAAUUCACCCUGAGGAAAAAUCCCCCAAUGAAGAAUACAAACGACUGCCCAAACGUAGAAUACAAAUAAUAUUGGAAAGGGACAUCCACUUCGAUCUCUUCCUUGGGGCAGUCUUGAACUUCCUACAAAUGCUCCUACGUACGGAAUUACAUCGUGUGAAUGCAGAGGCGAAUUGUGUUAAGGACAACCCCCCAUGCGUCAGCAACUUAACCAACGAGGGUAAGAAAAAUUGGUGGAGCAGAAUGUUAAGCGAAGGAGGGAGGGGAAAGCAACUCGGGGUACAGACUACACAUGUGAAGAGGCUACCUGCACAGAAAGAACGAGUUACCCAUUUUGUAGAUAACCCACAUGGUCCAAGCAGCUCGUCGAGGGAUACUGCUCACCGGGGUGAAGAAAGAAAAAGGCGAAGCAAAAAUGACUCUUUUAAAGAUCCCCCCAGUGGAGUGAAUUCCCCGCUUUACCCAAUGGACAUGAAAAUGCUCCUGUGGAGUUCGCUCCUGGAUGGAAACCACCACCCGUACAAUUUUAUUAUUCGAAAAGUAGACCCCAAUUUGCUAUACAUUAUUGAUAGUGAUAGAACACUGCUCAGGAUUCUUUUUUUCUUUAACGUGGUGCACUUGUUUGUAACCUAUAUGUAUGUCACGAUAUGUCAGAACGAACUCCUAUUUUCUUGCUUGUCUGUAUUUGUAACAAUAAUUCGGGGCUUCCAUGGGACUUUCAAAUUGGUGUCGAACGGUGCAACGGAAUGGAAACACGCCUACCCGUUCUUCUGCGCGUUUGCCAGCAUGGUGAAGAGGGACAUCCUGCCCAGCGGUGGAGGCAGCCAGGAGGAGGAAUGUAUACCCGAGGGGAAUACCCUUCAGGGGAUGCAUAACCAGGGUGGGGAAAACUCACACGUUGUUCACAGCUUUGGGGGCCUCUGCUUCGGGGUUGGCAGGGGCGAUGCACGGAAGGAUGUCCCCCGAGAAUGUCUAAACAGUCAGACACAAAAAAAAGGGAAAAAGAAGAACGAACAAAUAGGAGCUUCGCCACACGAUCAGUACUGCUACUACGCAACGGUGAAAAAUGAAGACGAAGUCGACUCCGUGAAUCUAGCCAUACAUGUAACCAACACGAGCAAGGACAAUAUUUCUUUUUACAGAAGAUACAUCGAAGAGCACAUCCAGAGGGUGUUCCUACAUGUGUAUAAAUUGAGCGAACCAAAGAAGAGGAUCUGUUCAAGUGAAAAGAACAAGGAGGAAGGAAUUAAUGAUCCGUCAAUAUUUAAAAACUACAGGCAAUUAUUUCGAAGUUUUUUUCAAGAAAUUGUAUCGUAG
This is a messenger RNA of Plasmodium coatneyi, 1812 nucleotides long. RefSeq lists its product as uncharacterized. The record is from RefSeq and is a predicted model, not a curated record. The coding region runs from base 1 to 1812 and encodes 603 amino acids. The transcript has a single exon. NCBI's taxonomy places the organism in Eukaryota, Apicomplexa, Aconoidasida, Haemosporida, Plasmodiidae.